UUUUACUUUGUCAGUAUAAAUCCUUUUUUGCUUUUGUUUUUGGUUACUCCCACAAACUAUACAUUUACAUUCAAAGGUGACGUUGGUAUAUUUUCCUUUCCUCCUUUAAAAGAGGGCAUGUGCUGUCUGUUAAAAUCAUUUCAACAUCCCCUUUCCCUGGAUAGCGUGGCUGUGAGAUGGAGAAUUAAAACCGAAAACGGGCACUGCUGGAUGCAAACAAUCAAUGGCAGAAGCCAUUUCACUUUUACUUCAAACUAAAGCAUCCUUGGGAUCACUUUCAGUGGGAUUCAGGGUUUAUUUCAGUCGUUUGUCUGUCUGAUAGCAGCGCGUAAGAGAGCCGCUCUUUCACUCCACACGCGCCGUUUACGGUUUCCUUCAUUCACACGAUGUCCGAUCAGUCUGUAACUUUACCCGCGUGCAGGCGACUGACGUACGCCAUCGGGCAUUUCUUCAACGACCUCUGCGCGUCUAUGUGGUUCACGUAUUUACUGGUGUUUUAUCACUCGGUUCUCGGUUUCAAGGAUACGAACGCAGGUGCGCUGCUGCUGGUCGGACAGAUCGCGGACGGGAUCUGCACUCCGCUCGUCGGUUACGAAUCCGACCGGACGUCAGGAUGCGGAAAGUAUGGAAAAAGAAAGACCUGGCAUUUAGUGGGAACAAUAAGCGUGUUUGUCUCCUUUCCCUUCAUAUUCAACCCCUGCAUUGGAUGCGAUGAGAAAACCCCACAGACCACGGGACUGAUUUACGCCAUCCCGUUUAUCAUCAUCUUCCAGUUUGGAUGGGCUGCUACCCAGAUAUCCCACCUGUCGCUCAUUCCUGAGCUGGUCACAUGCGAGCAUGCCAAAGUGGAACUAACAUCGUACAGGUAUGCUUUCACAGUGGUGGCAAACAUUACAGUAUAUGCUGUGGCAUGGGUCUUGUUCCACUUCCAAUCCCAACAUUUAGAAGACCCAUCAAUAUCCCAGACUCUGGGCUGGGUUGAUGUUCCAAUAUUUAGAUAUCUGGCGCUCAUAAUAUGGGCCAUCGGUACUGUUACCUCCAUCAUCUUUCACAUGGGCACUAAGGAGGAAAGAGUCCAGCCUCAGGAGAGUGAAGAGACUGAGAAAUCUCAGUUUCCGAUCUCUGACUCUUCCCAGAUCUCUGGACCCCUGCUGCAAUGGAAACACUGGCUCGUCGAGCCUGCCUUCUGUCAGGUUGCCAUACUAUAUAUGUGCACAAGACUGAUUGUAAAUUUGUCCCAAACAUACAUCCCGAUGUAUCUGACAAACUCCUUAUCGCUUCCAAAGAACUACAUUGCAACUAUUCCCCUGGUCAUGUAUAUCAGUGGGUUUGGAUCUUCUCUGGUUAUGAAGCCUGUGAACAAAUUGAUCGGCCCCUCUAUGGCCUAUUUUGUAGGUCUUGUGCCUGUAAUGGUGUUUUCCUUUUGGGUUUUGGUGGACACGAACAUGGGUCCACGGGUUUACGGAGCUGCCGUGCUGCUAGGAGCUGGAUCUGCUGUCAUUCUGGUCAUGUCACUGUCCAUGACUGCCAAUCUCAUCGGGGAUCAAAGACAAAGUGGUGCUUUCGUGUACGGUGCAAUGAGCUUCACUGAUAAGGUGGCAAACGGAAUUGGAGUGAUGAUAAUACAGGCUUUACAUCCCUGUCAAACACCAGACUCUGAUUGUAAAUGGUUUUACCGCAAUGUCAUGGUGAUCGUCACCGGCGGUGUGGCUGGCGUUGCAGCUCUCUGUCUCUCUACCCUUCUCAUCUGGCCCAUCGCAAUUCGCCGACGUCUCACGGUCAUCAGAGGGCUGAUGGGUAUGCAUGACGAUGAGACGAGCAGCUGUGAGAUCAAUGGUAUACUGAACUGACAGAUUCACUGUUAAAAACUUGAAAACACUCAGCAUUAUGUAAAAGACUGGGCCACACUGCAGAGGAAACACUAUGAUUCCUUUUGUAACUAACCAGGAACAAGGAAGAGAAGAGAAUUUGCUGUGCUGUGGUCACAAGUGUUGUCUCAGCACUGCGAAGAUGUGAGUGUCAGCAUUGUUCUUACAUUGUCAAGAGGCUUUUUGUGUGAUGUUUUUAAAAUAUGAGCGCAGGUCUGUCACAUGGAGUGACGAGUCAAACAGUACAACUAUUAUAUAUGACACAUUCAAGAAGAGGGAGUUGCUCUGCUGAAAAUUUCCCAAACAUGUCUGAGGAUUUCACUGGAAAUAACAAAAACACGUCUAGUUUGUAUGAACACUUUGUCAAAAGUGCCUUUUGAACACCAUACAGAUACUGAUUAUACUUGAAAGGUUUGCAGAUGGUUUUAUGUAAAGUAACUUGCUGUAAGGUUACAAUAGCACAAACUUGUUUGCCGUAAAGCUUGUUCAGGCAGUUAUACCUGUACGUUUUGAUGUAACGCACAUAAUAUUUGUAAAAAAUGCAUCACAUUUCUACUAAAACUAAAAUUUUUGGGUUAGUGUCUUUCCAGUUACUUUUGCCAUUGGUUCUGCAUUUACAUCCCAUGUACCAGAAGAAAGAAAUCUUCACUGCUUAAUUCACAAACGCAUCCUUUUUUAAGAUGUUUACUCCUCUGCCAAGAGAAAACUAGCUACUCGGCCACAUUAAAGGAGAAGUUCACUACCAGAAUGAAAAUUUCCUGAUAAUUUACUCCCACGUGUCAAAAAUGUUCAUGUCUUUCAUUCUUCAGUCGAAAAUAAAUUAAUGUUUUUGAAGAAAACAUUCCAGUUUUUC
Molecule: messenger RNA, 2721 nt
Organism: Labeo rohita (rohu)
Lineage: Eukaryota; Metazoa; Chordata; Actinopteri; Cypriniformes; Cyprinidae
Gene: mfsd12b
Product: major facilitator superfamily domain containing 12b
Exons: 10
Coding region: 387-1850 (487 amino acids)
Biological process (GO): carbohydrate transport
Cellular component (GO): membrane
Molecular function (GO): symporter activity
Source: RefSeq, a predicted model, not a curated record